AUGGGGGUUUCCGGAUUUUCCCAAUACACUGUUGUCCACCAGGAGGCCGUUGCCAAGAUCGACCCAAAGGCCCCCCUAGACAAAGUUUGCCUGCUGGGCUGCGGUGUCUCUACGGGCCUCGGCGCUGUGUGGAAUACGGCAAAGGUGCAGCCGGGCGACACUGUGGCAGUCUUCGGCGUGGGCUGCGUGGGCCUGGCCUGCGUGGAAGCCAGCAGGCUGGCCGGCGCUGCUGCAGUGCUGGCCGUUGACCGCUGCAGCAGCAAAGCAGCAGCAGCAAAACUAUUCGGAGCCACUCAUUUCCUCUGCACUGCAAAUUUCCAAAACGAAAAAAUCCAAAAUAAAAUUCAAGAACUCUUUCCAGGAGGUGUGGAUUUCUCGUUUGACUGCACUGGCAAUGUGGGCAUCAUGAGGGCAGCUCUGGAGUGCACCAAAAAGGGCUGGGGAGUUUCCGUUAUUUUAGGCGUCGCAGGCCAAGGCGAAGAAAUUAAGACCCGCCCCUUCAACCUCAUUGUGGGCCGGCAGUGGCGCGGGGCGGCUUUUGGGGGUUGGCAGAGCCGCUCCGACAUGCCCAAGCUCGUCGACCUCCACAUGUCCAACAAAAUCGACCUGGACCGCUACAUCACGCACCGCAUGUCUCUCGAACGCAUUGAAGAAGCUUUUGACAUUUUGCGAGGAGGAAAAGGCAUUAGAUGUGUCCUAAGCAUGCACGAACAAGAAACGCAACAGUGA
This is a messenger RNA of Eimeria necatrix, 729 nucleotides long. Its product is annotated as Ac1002, related. Gene Ontology annotation, biological process: formaldehyde catabolic process. Gene Ontology annotation, molecular function: S-(hydroxymethyl)glutathione dehydrogenase [NAD(P)+] activity; zinc ion binding. The transcript has 7 exons. Bases 1 to 729 code for a protein of 242 amino acids. Gene Ontology annotation, cellular component: cytosol. NCBI's taxonomy places the organism in Eukaryota, Apicomplexa, Conoidasida, Eucoccidiorida, Eimeriidae. The record is from RefSeq and is a predicted model, not a curated record.